Acanthopagrus latus (yellowfin seabream) is the source of this 3162-nucleotide messenger RNA. It is a transcript of the gene ftr82, whose product is annotated as finTRIM family, member 82. The transcript has 7 exons. Bases 212 to 1936 code for a protein of 574 amino acids. Gene Ontology annotation, molecular function: protein binding; zinc ion binding. The record is from RefSeq and is a predicted model, not a curated record. NCBI's taxonomy places the organism in Eukaryota, Metazoa, Chordata, Actinopteri, Spariformes, Sparidae.
UCGAUAUACUCACAGCACAGGGGGGAGGGCCUUGUCUGCUUUCAAUCAAUAACCUCUGGAAUUCAGAAAUACAAGUAGGUCCUGUCUCAGGCAGGCUGUACCACACUCUUGGAGGGCGGGCUCCCAGGCACACUCGACGAAAAUCCUCCAUCUGCUCUUUGGCGUUCCCUGCCUGUUUCCGCAGGUCUGACUGUGUUUUUGGCCCAUCACAAUGGCUGAUCACACUUCUCCAGAUUACUUCAACUGCUCCCUGUGCCUGAACCUUCUGAGGGACCCCGUGGCCAUCCCCUGUGGCCACAGUUUCUGCAUGGACUGCAUCAGUGGCUACUGGAACGAGGCUGACUACACAGGGAUUUACAUUUGUCCCCAGUGCAAGAUCACGUUCACCCAGAGGCCUGUGCUGCGGCCCAACGCCACCCUGAGCAUGGUGGCUGAGAAGAUCAAGAAGAGCGGGCUGACCCUCAACCUCAGCACCUCCCAGGGGAACAUCUACGCCGGGCCGAGCGACGUCCCCUGUGACUUCUGCUCGGGGAAGAAGCUGAAGGCCGUGAAGUCCUGUCUCAACUGUCUGGCGUCCUACUGCGAGAAGCACUCGAAGCCCCACUACGAAUCCGCCACGUUCAAAAGGCACAAGCUGGUGGAGCCGCUGGUGAACCUGGACAGGAAGAUCUGCCCGCAGCACCAGAAGUCCCUGGAGCUCUUCUGUCGAACGGAUCAGAUGUGUAUCUGCGCUAUCUGCACAGUCAGCGAGCACAGGGGCCACGACAUAGUCUCUGCUGAGGCGGAGAGGGGCGAGAAACAGAAACUCCUGGGAAUCUCUCAAGCCGAGAUUAGACAAAAAUGCCAGGAGAGGGUGAAGGAGCUGGAGGAGCUGAAGACCGCGGUGGACUCGCUCAAGAACUCUGCCCAGAGAGCCAUGGUGGACAGCCAGAAGAUGUUCGAGGACAUGAUCCGCUCCAUCGAGAGGAUGAGGUCAGAGGUGACCAAGCUGAUCGGGAUCAACGAGAAGGCCGCUUUCAACCAGGCCGAAGCUCUGAUCGAGCGACUGGAACUGGAGAUUGACGAACUGAAGAAGAAGGAGUCGGGCCUCAAGCAGCUGUACAGCACCGAGGACCACAUCCACUUCUUGCAGAACUUCAACUACCUCUGCACCCCCACCGACGACAGCUUCAUACCCAGAGUGACGGUGAACCCCGACUUCUCCUUCGGGGCCGUCAGGAAAGCUGUGGCUGAGAUCAAGGACCGCCUGGAGGAGUUUGGCAGAGAGGAGCUGCACAAGAUCUCCAAGUCAGUGAACGAGGUCCCCGUGUACACGACGGAGAGUCGGACAUUGGACAGAAGGAGCAGAGGCAAAGAAGUGACCGUGGACAGCGCGCCUCCUCCUGAACCAAAGAGCAGGGCCGAUUUUGUGAAAUACUUCUGCCAGCUGAAACUGGACCCCAACACAGCCUACAAGGAGCUGUACAUCUCUGAGAGCAGCAGGAAGGUCAUCCGCACCAGGGACCUGCAGCCCUACGGAGAGAACUCGGAGAGGUUCGACAGCUUUGCCCAGGUGCUUUGCCGGGAAGCCCUGUCCGGAGGCCGCUUCUACUGGGAGAUCGAGUGGAGCGGGGAGUUUUCCAUCGGCGUGGCCUACAGGGGCAUCAGCCGGAAGGGCAAAGGCUCGCUGUGUCUGCUGGGCUACAACGAUAAAUCCUGGAGCCUCCUCUGCUCCGACUCGGGCUACUCUGCUUGGCACAACCGGGUGGACAAAGCCAUCAGCGCCCCCCACUCCCCCAGGAUAGGCGUGUACCUGGACCACACGGCGGGCGUGCUGGCGUUUUAUAGCAUAGGCAACAGCAUGACCCUCCUGCACAGGUUUGAGACCACGUUCGUCGAGCCCCUCUAUCCGGGCUUUGGAGUCGGAACCUCGGUCAAGAUCUGCAAUCUUAAGUGAACACUGAUGUUCGAGCAUUUGAAAGUCUGAAUUUUUAUCUUUUUUGUCUCGCAUACAAACCAGAUUCCAAAAAAAGUUGGGACACUGGAAAAUAACAACACAACAAAAUGUGAUAAUUUGCUACUUCUUUCUGACAUUGAGUCAACUGAAAAACAGUGCAAGGACAAUAUGUAUGCCUAAUGUUUUACCUUCACCUUCAUUGAUUUUUUUGUUGUUGUUGUUGUUAAAAUAUGCUUUUGAAUUUCAUCCCAGCAACGUGUUUCAAACAAGUUGGGUGAGGGGCGGCAAAACACUGGGAAUGUUACUACUCUGUGAAACGCAUUAUUGUACUACAGAAACACUUAUAUUGUCCGAAAACAUAGUUCAGAGUUUUAAUUAUUUUUUUUUUGCUCGUUUGUUUUCUACUGGAUCCAAACUUUUAUGGAAUCAGAGUUGUAAUAUACAGCAGUGCUUUUGGAAUAUAUAUUUUUUUCAACAUUUUUAAACUGUACCAAACCACGCUGAUGAAGUUGUAUUUCUUAUUUUUGAAGAGAAAUGUUUCUCCAAAAAAUUAUAUAUAUACUCUUUUUUUUUUCUUCUUUAACUCCACACAUCACAUAUCGUGUUCUGCAUGGUGCUGUUGGAUCUGAUGACAUUUUUGAAAUACAUUAUUGCUACACAAUCACACAAAUACAAUAUACAGAGAAGUGUUAUCUUGCCUCGCAUCUGAUAAUAACUGCUGGAUAAUAUUUGAACAUGCACUGAUCUGAUUGACAGUCCUGUUCUCUGUUCCCACUGAUAGACGUAACAUCACAACCAUUACUUCACACAGGGCGUGACGCUUGUCAAGUGAUGAUGUUAUUAAAUGCCAUAAAGGAUGUAACAUGAGAUAACUUAAGGUGUAUUUGCUCAUGGUUGCUCAUUACAAUCUUACAUGAUUCAUCUAAAUUAUACUGCUCAGGUAUGACCUGUAUGAGAAUUACCGUAAUGCUCUUGUUGGUGCAUUUACAAGUAUUGUUAUGUCUCCAACUCACCAGGAAAAAAACAUUUCAUCAUGUUUUAAUAUUAUCUGAUAGUUGCCAUAUCAGUUGCUGAGUUUUUAGUGUUUUCACUUGAACUAACCUUUAUUUAAUUGUAUGUAUGUUUACUUAUAUAAUGGACCACCAGAGUAUGAUAUCAAGAAAAGACUUGUUUUGUAACAAAAUUGUUCAACAGUUCUCAAUAAAAGAGCUCAACGAAUGAACCGA